AUGUUCUCUGUUGCCUUCGGUCUCUGUAUCGCUACAAUGGGCGAGUCGGCUCGGCUUAUGCUCGAUUUCUUCAUCAUCAUGAACGAAAUCACAAUGCGUUUGGUCAGACUCAUUAUGUGGUUUGCUCCUUUCGGCAUCACCUGCCUCAUCAUCGGAAAAAUUAUCGGACUGAAAGAUUUGGCUGGAACGGCGGCGGGUCUGGGACUUUACAUGCUGACUGUGAUCAGUGGACUCUUCAUCCAUCUUUUUCUUAGUCUCAUGGGGAUCUACUUCCUGGUUUGUCGCAAAAACCCACUGGUCUACUUCAAGGGCCUUUUCCCGGCCUUCUUCAUGGCCGUGGGCACGGCAUCUAGUGCAGCCACCCUGCCGAUCACAUUCGCGUGUUUGGAGGAGACACUAGGUAUUGAUCCCCGUGUGACACGUUUCGUCUUGCCUGUGGGUGCGACAGUGAACAUGGAUGGAACAGCGCUUUACGAAGCCGUGGCCUGUAUUUUCAUAGCCCAAAUAAAUGGCAUUACACUCUCGAUCGGUCAAAUUAUCACCGUCAGUAUAACGGCCACAAUUGCUGCCAUUGGAGCCGCUGCUGUACCCAGUGUAGGAUUGGUUACCAUGGUGUUGGUUUUAACCUCCGUGGGACUUCCCGUAAACGAUAUCACACUGAUCGUGGCUGUCGACUGGAUGCUAGAUCGUAUCCGGACUCCUAUCAAUGUGAUGGGCGAUGCUUAUGGUGCUGGAGUGGUCGCACACCUCUGCAGGAAGCAGCUAGUAAACCCUGCUAGGAGACUUACCAGCGACUUACUUGCAAACGAUUUGCCCAAGCAUCUUCGCAAACAUGAUGACGAUGAGGAUUCUGACGAUCAUAAUCAUGCACUUCGCAUUGAGCUUGAGGGAGAUUUGCGGAGGGAUGAAUAUUAG
Messenger RNA from Dibothriocephalus latus, 915 nucleotides. Lineage: Eukaryota; Metazoa; Platyhelminthes; Cestoda; Diphyllobothriidea; Diphyllobothriidae. The record is from the annotation of a GenBank genome assembly.